Messenger RNA from Gigantopelta aegis, 705 nucleotides. RefSeq lists its product as uncharacterized. The coding region runs from base 1 to 612 and encodes 203 amino acids. Gene Ontology annotation, cellular component: extracellular region. The transcript is spliced from 3 exons. Lineage: Eukaryota; Metazoa; Mollusca; Gastropoda; Neomphalida; Peltospiridae. The record is from RefSeq and is a predicted model, not a curated record.
AUGUUCAGUAUUGGUUACGUCAUCCUUUUGCUGCAACCGGAGCUGCACAACGAUGAGGCAUGGGCGCAACAAGAUUUUGAAUGCUGUUUUGAGGAAUGUUCUGGGAAAUGUUUUGCCAUUCAUUCCUUAGCGACAAGUACAGGUCUUGUAGUAAUGCUGUACCAACCUCUUCUCGCUGUGAUCGUGCUGGCCGUGCUAGUUGUCUGCCCGACAGAGGGCGCCACCCUGGGCUCGUGGCUCUGCCUGGCCUCCAAGAUGAUGGCGGCGCUGUUUGAGAGCCACUCGGACCGCCACUGCUCGCUGCAGAGGUUCACCGAGUCCUUUAACCUGAUGACGCGUGUCAAGUGCGCCAACUGCGACAAGUUCUUCCACUGCACCGCCAACUACAACGCCGUGUUCGGCUGUCAGGCGAGCCAGGCAAACAGAGACGCGGCCGAGACCAUCAGUAACUGCCGGGAGACAGGAACGGAGAACUCGACGGACAGCAUCGCAGACCAGGCAGCAAACCACUUUGGUAGAAACGGCGGGAACUGUGGCGAGCGAUAUCUGUGUGCACACAACUGCAUGUUCAACCCAAUCAACAACACCUGUCUACCGAGUAACUGUCAAUAGCACCUGUCUACCUAGUAACUGUCAAUAAAACAUGUCUACCUAGUAACUGUCAACAACACCUGUCUACCUAGUAACUGUCAACAACACCUGUCU